Messenger RNA from Spirometra erinaceieuropaei, 14559 nucleotides. The record is from the annotation of a GenBank genome assembly. Lineage: Eukaryota; Metazoa; Platyhelminthes; Cestoda; Diphyllobothriidea; Diphyllobothriidae.
AUGUUCCCCGUUGAAAUUUUAUCAAAUCCGCUCAUCUACCGAUGCCUUCUUCGAAUGGACCAAAUGCCUGGAAGUAUGUCACGCACUCUACAACGGUAAGGUUAAUUCGCAUUUUAAAACAGCUUCAAAACUCAGUAUAAUUGUGCGUCGAUGCCAUUACCUACUUCUGCAUAAGUAGUGAGAGAUAUCUGACUUCAUCAAUUAUAACACUAAUCGAAAGUAACGUGGAAAGGUUUAUUUGCAAGGAAACGCUAUGUUACCCCAUAGGGCACAUACAUGGCUCCUGUUGUCGUUGCAGAAUUAAUUCAGAUAAUCCUGUGCUGCUCUAUGCCUAUGAUAUUACUGAUUUGUUUAACCUUUCCGUCCUAGACGAUGGGAAAGUAACGGCUUCGGGGGAGAUCUGCAUUCAACCGAAGAAAAAUUGCUUCCGUUUUGCAAACAGUGAAGGGACCGUUGACAAAUUCAUGAAAUGCUAUGUGGACUGCCAAGUAACUAGAAAAGGUGAAGUAUUUGUUUAGCCAUUAGCUGAAUGAAUAUUGUUUCCUCAUGCCUAAUGAAAGCACACUUUGUUUCAAUCAGAAACCCAGACAUACGUGAAGGACAUGUACAUGUGCACUCCCAACCAACAAGAAUGCGUUAAUUCCAUAUUCUUUACCUUACCGGGAGAAAAGGAACCGAAACAGGUACUAACGAAGUGCUACCAGAACUGUGGAAUUGGUGAAGGUACGGUUGAAACAAAUUUUAUCUAUGUUUAUACUGAUUUUUACUUUCGCAAACUUGCUUUAUUGUACAUCCCAUAAUUAAAUAUUGUUCGAGCAGCUUUUGAAUAUUCACAAGACCUGAAGCGCGUUUGGACAAAACUGUGCGCGAAUAGUAUCCUUGAAACAUGACAAAAAUUAGAAAUUCCUUGCAUAAUAUGAUCUAGAGAUGACAGGGUUUAAUCAUCGAAUACUGCACACAACACGGAAAAGGAGCUAAAAUCCUAAACUGUCACAGACGUUACAAUUUAAUGGAUAUACCAUCAAAGAAACUGGACUAACUGUAGCCCAAAACAAGUAUAGCGCCUGUAUGAAGUGAUAAACUGAAGAGAGUCAACCCGAAAAAACGUCGGACAAAUGGCUAUUAAGAUUAUAUUUUUUAUUUUGUCUACAGGUAAGAAAGAAUGAAUCGCGAGGAAAAAAGGGAAAAACGUCAAAACCCAGGGGGUAUAUGAAAGACUUUCACAGAAAAUCACUGAUAUAUAACAAUAAAAAGAAGAACAACUGCACAAAAAGGACGUAAAUGCAUAAAUGAGAGGAAAUGCGAAAUGCGCCCUAGUAUAUAUUGCAUAACUUAUCGAUUACGACCGAAUAUAGCGAUCAAACUAAAAUGAAUCAUGAUGCAGAGCAAAAUAAAUGCGUAGUAGGUAAAUUGUCGAAAUAAGUGCUUUUAGGAAUAGAAGCCCGAAGGCUUCACUUCCUUUGCCAUCGAAAAGGCUGAUGACUGCAGUCUGCAUGAGGAUGUCUGUGUCAAGCCAAUGCAAACUUACCUCGCAGCAGGCCCUCUGAUGCCGCGGCGUCUGAUGGGGCGGUGGCGGCGUCCACAGCGGCCGAUAGACUUGAUUUUGCGUAACAUACUUCAUUCACGAAUUCUUUGCCUUUAUCCACUCAAACCACAUCAUCUCCUCCAUUUGCAACCACUCCUACAGCACCAGCUCCCGAACCAGAAACAGGCGGCUUCAAAUGUGGCGAAGAUUCCCAGACCUGUGUAUCCUGCACUGACGAUGAUGACGAAUGUUCGGACUUAUCCACUUGCCAGGAGUCCUGCGGCAAAGAAGGUAACUUCUCCUCUUCCGCCGCCCCCUCCUCCCGACUUACUGCUAACUAUGACCACAUGCACCGGCAGAAUCAAUAGGCUACAAUUGCUCCCUGGAGUUAGCCGUAGAUCAAGGCUGAAAUAUGAUUGUGGCUGCAGGCAUGAUUUUUUGAAUGCCUGUACAUUGUGUGACAUGUAUUGAUUUUAGUUUCGUCAAGCAUGGGUCACCAUCUACACAUAUCAUCCCGCCAUGAAUAUUUGGCAUAAUGAACUAAAAGGGUCAUUUCCACAAAUGCUGCAUGCAUUACCUCGCCUCGCAUGCGUGCGCGAUCCUGUCAAAGCGAAGCCUCAUUCAUAAGCAGGAAUAGGUGGUGAAUGCAAUUCAUGCAAUAGCAGGAAUAAUAGUAGGCUAGCGCAUCAUGGAGGAAAGGUGGCCUUUGUGCAAUAGGAUGGGCAAAGCUGCAGUGCAGCGGCGUAACAUGAAAUAACCCCGGUGACAUACUACCUCAAGGUGGUUUCUCCUGCGAUCUACAUAGCAGCCUAUCGCAUCCUGCGAGCGAAGUUAGGACAUCGGCUGGUUGAAUCAUCCUUAGGUGCCAUAGAACUGAAGUAUUCUUUGCAGCUAUGGUGCCUUAGCACGGCUGACAUGCGUACCACGAUUGUGUUUGUACAUGGCAAGACAAAUCCCCUCGGGGCACAAAAUGAACCAGCAGACAAUUGGUUGAUUGCUUAUGGAAAAUGCGGAUGAUGCGUCAGGAGAGGACCGCAGAUUUCCUCCCAUGCAUACUCUAAUGCAGGCAUGAAGGCCGCAAAUGUCCUUCGGUAUUUGCACAACACUGCAUAUAAUCGGCAUGACCUGCUUGCAGAGCUUGGAGCAUCUUCUCGUACCGAGACGUGCGCUGUAUCUGUGCAUGCCUUUGUGCCUCCAUCAAGCAAGAGGGAAUUACUGCUUGUGCACAGAUACACAUAGGUAGGUAGACUUCAGCAGAGGGCAUGCAAACAACCUGAUGUCCUUCUUUCUUUUACUCAUCAUCAUCAUCAUCAUCAUCAUCAUCAUCAUCCUCAUCAUUAGGAACGCAGUGCGGUUAGAAGACGGAGGGGAGUUUACGUGCAGGAAUAUGCUGCGAAUAGGAGGACAGAGGAGAAGAUGUGUCUUACUCGAAUCUCACCCUCAGCGAGACUGAGGUGCACGUGGUGCUGAUGAGAAUGCAGUCCGUGUUGUGGCAGCGCACAAUGAAUGCACCACAUCUUUGCCUUUCUAGCCGAUGCUGCGCCUGCAGAGGCUGAAGGAGGCAAGUGCGGAGGCUGCCGAUAGACUUGAUUUCACUUGACGUGCUUCAGUCAGGAAUUCUUUGCCUUUGUCCACUCAAACCUCAUCAUGUCUUCCAUUUGCAACCACACCUACAUCACCAGCUCCCGAACCAGGAACAGGCGGCUUCAAAUGCGACGAAGCGUACAAUAUGUGCGUACCCUGCACCGACGAGGAAGACGAAUGUUCGGACUUGUCCACUUGCGAAGAGACCUGCGGCAACGAAGGUAAGUUCUCCCCCUCAUCCUCUUCCUCCUCAUCAUCCUCCCUACUCCCUGCUUACUAACACUACCUGCGGAGUGGGUCACAACUGCUCCCUGCAUUUAGUCUAUGACCAAGUUUUAAUUGUUAUUUUUUCUUCUUUUUCCCUUUAUAUUUAUUGUCGUUUUCCUCAUUCGUCAUUCGUCUUUCAGCUUCUUUGCCCGUCAUUGCAUCUUUGUUUUGCAUCUUCUUACUUCUCAUCUUCUUAAUCGCCCUACCGCUCUCUUUUAUUUUAUGUUCUUGUCCUCUUCUUUUUUUUCAUUUUUCUUCACUAUUAUGCUCUCUUUUCACUCUUUGGUCUACUCGUAUUAUUCUUCGUUGAUCCCGAUCCUCAAGUCGGACUCUCGGUGCUUUGUUUUAUAUUGUCGCAGCCUGUUGUCACUAUACAGCUUGUUGUGUAGCUGUGAAAUACUCGACGUCACGUAUUACAGUUUGAGUGGUCUAAUUGAAUGUGCAUGUCUACAGUGUCAUUUAAAAUGCCCAGGCGGCGCAUUUCGCUAAACGGUUUCGUCUAACAUUUACAUGCAUACUUAAUUCUCCAUCCAAUCCAAUUCAUGACAUGGGCCGUUUGAAUGCGCUUUGGCCACCAUAAAGGCGAAACAAUAUUUUAACCAAAAAGCGUUGAUCUAGCGACAGCUUUUAGGCAAUCCUUUCUUCGCAUAGCAGUGGAAAGCUUCAUUUAUCGUUCGAUUUUUUUAGGCUAGUGCCUCUUCUCCUUUACCUUUAUUAUUUUCUUCCUCUUCUGAUUAUGUCUUCUAUUUAUUUGUAUUUAACUGAUUCCUCGAUUUUUUCUCCUUCUCUUCCUUUGCGAUUUCAAUUAUGCCACAUUUGUUCUUCCUUUCAUGCCAGCCCUAUGUUUGAUCCUACUAUAACGUCAGUAUCAUGCUUUAAUGAUGAAUAAUUGCUUAUUCUGUUUCUUGUAGCUUAAUCCGUACACAACGACGAACAAUGAUGUCAGCGGUUUGUGGGUGCUUUUAGUCAUGGUUUUGGGUGUUAUGUGUCGAAAAUUGUAUGUUUCCACGGGACUUCACUGGUGACUGCCUAAAUAAAACAACAAGUCAAAAGAGGAGUGUUCGCACUAUUCAUAAGAUCGGACGGGUGAAUUGCAAAUAGAGACGAAGAAAGUAUUCGCUUUAAUUAAAAUGACUACUGAUGUUUCUGAAUUACAGGCUAGGGCUAUGAUUCAAUUGAAGGGUUCAUCCGAGAUGCCCCCGUAUUCGCAGGGGCUUUUAUGCAUACCUCUCAAGCGAGUAGCCACCGAAUACAAAAAUAACUUAUGUAACUUAACCCGUGAAAAUACUACAAAAUGACUGAUUGCGAGUCGGGAUGUUACGUUUAACAUUAGAAUAAUGAGAGAGGAAAGGAAGUCUAAGAUGACAAGGAUGAAAUCAUGUGCAGACCCACGGAAAGUAGGUUCGUCACCCGUAUAAAUUCGUUGCUAAAACCCUAGAGUCCACAUAUUAAUUUAAGGAUGUCCCGUGUUAGUUACAUUGACAAACCCAAUCCUGUAAGAUCUUGAGGCACAUCAAAAAUAGUUCCUGUGCAUCAAAGUAAUAAGUAAGUCAUCAAAACAAGUGAUAACAGGAUCAGAACAGAUGUCGGUGUACGAUGUCUGUUUUGUGAAAGUGUUUAACAGAUUCUAUUUUCUCUUGCUAACCACGGCGCCAAAGAAUAGAUAGAAGAGAAUAAAAUUCCGGGACAGGUCAGCCGACCAAAGAUGGGUUUCAUUAUCGAUAAUUUGAAGAGUAUUGAUGAUAUAUACGAUGGAUCACAUCGUUUUAUGGAUAAUCAGAGUGCAUUUCUCUGAAUUAUUAUGAUAUACUGGGGCCCAUAAUGACACCUAACACUUUCAUCUUGUGACCGUCAAAGGUCUAGCAUUUUUGAUUCAUAUUAGCUGAAAGUCGUCCAAAUGAUUUAGAAAGACCGGGCUCAAUGAGAGACAAAAUCUGAGACUAUUUCUAUGAACUGGAAACGAGUACGCUUUGGAUGGUGAUAUAAAUCUUCUAUACAAGACUUGGAGAAAUGUUUCAGUUGUGCCAACAUCCAAAUCGCUAUCCGCAACAUCUGCUGUUACUGGCUUUUAACCAUGAUAGACAUAUAUUCUAUGCCUGAUUAUUCUUAAAUUCCAGAAUGAUAGGAAUGCUUCAUAUCAGGUAUGGCUUUCGUCAAGCUGGCUAUAGUAUCCCCAGAUGACAUGAAAAUAUUCAGUGAACUGAAUAGGUCAAGUCAGGAAGUUUUUGUCGCACAUUGACAAACUGAAUGUUUGCUUCAGCAGACGAUUUUAACAAUCCUUUAUGUCCACACCUAGAAUCUACCCAAAAAUAUCUUAAAAACACCAGCACUAUAUUAAUGGGGCUACAGCAGAAGCAAAGGAAAGCACAAAUAUAUUACUAUAUGGACGACCAAAAAUUUAAUGCCACCAAGUCAUCGUAAGAAGAUGGUUCAGAUGGCGAUUAGUAUGCUCCAUAGGAUUAGACAAGAAUUAAGAAUAUUUUCUUUCGAACUCUUCAGAAAAAUUUCUGCGUUUUCAAGAAACCUCAUCUGGAACAUUGGAUGCCAGCAGCUAUAGCAUGGAUGAGGAACUAUAUUGAUCUCCUCUGACGGGUGGAACUUAGGUGCAACUAAGACGGUAGACGGUCUUAAGUAUCUGUUUUAUCAGAAUAGGUUGAAUGUGCUUAUUUUAUUCCCACCAUCCCACACGCAAUUAAGCUUUAGCCUGGUCCGGACAUUGCGGAUUAUACGUGGUCACAGUUUCUCGCAGAGGCUGGAGAACGCCUUUGAGUUUGCUUGCUAAAAUCACCCACACGGCCAUCCAUAAAAAGUUUUAAGCGAACGAACGUGACUAGAUACCGAAAAGUCUUUCUUCAACUGAUGGCUUGUCCGACCGCGUAGCAGGAUACGAUGCUUAGUGAUGACGGCGGAAACCAAGUUUGUUUAAAAGAAAAUCAGACCAGCCAACUGUCUACAGAGAUCGUCUUUCACAACACGACUAGCCACAAUCAGCUGUGUAAAUCACCUUGUGCUCUACAAUCGUUCCAUACUGAGACAUUUAUUAUUUUUAAUCGUUUUGUAUUGUGAAGCGACCAAAUUCUGCAUGUUUCCAGUUUGAAUCCAAGGGUUCUGUCUGCAACUCUCCAAAUUGCAUUCACACACAAUACAUACCUGCUGUUGAGGCACGACCAAAUAAAAACGAAAUUAACGGUCCCUAUUGUGCACACAGAAAUGCACCAUAAACCUAAAAACGGAGCUGAAAUUUAGACAACUGCCAUUUCAUUCAAUGGUUAAGUGAGAGUUUCGCGACGCAUAACUCGUCUGCGACUUUAACAUUUUCAUCAGAUUCGUUCAAGUGUGCUUCCUAACAAGCCCUUUCAAAAUGUCUCAAUAGUGAAAGCUCUACUUCUAAAUAUUGCUUGCCCUUAUUUCUAAUCAUUUUCGAUUAUGUGCGUGGAAACGUACUCUAUGCAUACGCUAUCUGUGAGAAAGAAAGCAUAUGUUCCAGUGCAAUGUCUCAUAAGUGCAAUAGUAUACGCCAAGUUUAACAAUGAUCAGAGUCAGGUAAACUUUUUAAUAAUAAUAUUAGAUUUUAGUGUCAGUUCAAAGGUAUUUUCAUAGAAGCGUUUAAUCCGGUCGGUAGUGAAAAAUCGCCUGUCAAAAAGGAUUAAAAAUAAAAUUGAUGGUGAUUUUUGAUAGUUUGGUGGGUGCAGGCGCAAAAAAAUCUGAGCACUACAAAACGCCGGCAUCAACGAAGGGGUGGGGGUGGUUGGCGUGUAUCGGAUAUCAUCUGUGGAGGAGAAUAUGCGGCUAUUCAAACAGAUUCAUCACUCACUGCAUACGCAUGCACCCACGACGGAUAAACGGAAGAGAGACCUUAACAAUUUGGUCCGCUCUACCGUGCAUAAAGAAUAUGUCCGAGGCUACAGAAUGCACGAUGUCACGAUUCGCCGGUUUAUACCUGUAUAGAACUUUUAGAUCAUCAGCAUACAUGAAGGGCUUACCAUUCUGAAAUAAGUUUGGUACAUUGUUAACAAGUUCAGGCCAAAUAAACCAAGUAACAUAUGUUUGUGUUAAGCAGUUGGCCGAUCUCUUCAUUCGCACCAAUCUCAAGUUAUACGUUAGAAUUUAGAAAUUAUGGUUUAUUUAUUAUCGACACCAGCCCUACUCUCCAAGCCCAUUUAUAAUGAAGUAAACGUGGUAAGAGUGGUUGUGCCGUUGCGGCCUGUACUAGGCAACUAAGAUGUGCUGUAAAUCAUAAAGUAAAUUAAAAGAUUAUAUAUGCAUCGGAUGUUUCUUUUAAUUUAUUGAGUAGGUGUACAAUUGAUCACGCGCAGUGUAAAAGGUAAUCAGUGGGAAAGUGGGUAAUAUCCUAAAAUUUGCUGAAUGUCCAUAUGAUGUGAAAUGAGCACGUAACCAAUCCGGUAAAGCAACGGUCAAUACAUCUUCAUGAAAGCAGUCCAGGAACUUUAAUAGUGGAGAACUGCAACCACUACCUGAAGGAAAUAUCACAUAAUUUAUGUAUAGUGUUUCAGCAGCCAACCCAAAAGACCUGCUGAGUAAAUAUCUAUGUAGGUAUUCGUGGCACGCAUUGGCCUUCGUCGAUUUAUGAACAUAUUUCCUCAGGCAGACGACAGUCAUUACGAGUCAUCCUGUGUCCAGGGGAGGGUUAACGUCAUAGUUGUAGUAGAUCGCUCAUUUGCUUGCAGGUACAGACUACGCCUAGUGUCUCUUUGCUGUUACCCAACACUCACAUGUGCCUCCCCGAAGUCAAGCUCUGUCUAGCUGCCACACCCCCGGUAACCGCCUCGACCGGCGGGCUGAACCAGGUGUGGGCAUGCGCGUGUGCAUCUGCGCACACGGUAUUGGGGACUUCGCUGGACGGCUGGCCGGGUGAAACUUCGCAUCGGCCUCGUAAAGUCAAGGCUCCGUCUGGUGCACCGCUGCAGGCCACAAGCCUACGGAGAUGUCGUAAGCUCUUCAGGCUAACUCAGGUCAUUCUUCCACUUCACCAAAGCCGUGGCCCAUAGUGGAGUUCUGCGCAGCCUCACACUACUGAACAACGGAACAACAGCGACACCCUCUCUCUAUCUUUCUGCUUCUUCUUCUUCUUCCUCCUCUCCUAAACGUCGCCGCCCCAUUCAGUAUGCUGGUAAGACGAUUUCACCCUCUUUGGCGGCCUGGAAUGUUCGUCCCCUUUUAGAUAAUUCGAAGCGCAACCGAUCGGAACGGAGAACGGAGCUAAUGGCUGGGGGACUGGCGCGCUACUAGGUAGAUAUCACAGCACUCAGUGAGGCCUGGUUCUCCGAAAAUGGCCAGGAUAAAUAUUGCCUUGUUGUCUUAACCUGCUCAUUAUGUACAUUUCAGCAACGAGCUCGCUCAACGGCUAGACAAACUUCCAAUCGCUGACGCCGCUACCGCGCCGCUGACGAGAAGUAAGCCGCCAGGCCUGCGACAACUACCGACAUCUCUCCUUGCUGAACAUUGUCGGAGAAAUCUUCGCUCGCAUCCUCCUCAACCGCCUGAACAAGCACCUUCAACAAAGUCUUCUGCAUGAAAGACAGUGCGGCUUCCGCUGUCAUCGUGGGACCACGAAUAUGAUUUUUACCCCUCGCCAACUUCAGGAGAAGUGCCAGGAAAUGUGGACCAACUUUUACGCCACCUUCGAGUGAGGUCCGUGAGCGCGAUCGGUGAGCGUCCACUAUCAUUGUAUAUUCCCAAUCAAAAACGGACACGGUGACGGGCUCGUGGCUCAGUGGUUAGAUGCGUGUACUUCUAACAAACAGGCCGCGAGUUCGAGCCUCGAGUGUGCCACACUUCGGUGUUGGGUAUGACUGGCUGACAACGGCGAAUAAGCCAGAAAAGGCCAUUCCAGUCUACCUUGUUUUCUGUCGGUAAUAUCAGUCUGCCUACAGUUCGGAAUAGUCUCGGCUUUACGCUCAACCCCGAAAUGAAGACGUAUAAGUCCGGCAUCUUCCCAAACAUCUCAAACCAUUCUUCAAUGGAAAAGUCCCCAUGGGUUCCUGCCGCCGACGAGGCCAAAUCUGUCGAUACCAGGACACUAUAAAGACCGCUCUGAAGCGUCUGCAUAUCAACCCGGCCAACUAGGAAGACCUCGAUUUUGGCCGACCGACCUCGAGGAGUACAGUGAAGACAGGCACUGCUAUUUACAAAGCCAACUGCAUUGCCAUCGCAAAAGCCAAACGCGAAGCACUCAUAUCCGCGCAUUUCGAAUUUGGUUUGAAAUUUUCGAUCUCUUGCGGCUUUGCUUAUUCCGAGAUUCCUGCUUACUGGGCCCUCUGAGGGUCCGUUUGUAUUAAUAAAUUGGAUCGUAACCAACACGGUCCACGCGGAACUUCGAUAGGACUUCCUCUAGGACUACCAUUCUCUUUCGGACCACUUCUCCGUCAACAGCACCCGGGAACCCUCCAUUACAAGAACGGUGUAUUACUUGCUCCAUAUCGUUCGCUACUUGAUUCAUAUCGUCGGUCUGGUUAAAUAGCACCUCCUACACCCUUAAAGACAUCUCCAUUUUACAUUCUUGAAUAUGAUAGUCGAACAAGUGCCUUCGGGAUGUUGCGCGAUAAGUGCGUCCCAUGCGGGAUUCGAACCCAGUCAAGGGGGUGACGAGGACGCCGUCGUUACUAAUGGACCAGAGACGCGCAGCAGGCGAAUCGAAAAUAAUAAUGUAAUAACAAUGCACAUUGUAUAAAUGAAUGUAUUGUCGGCUUCCCCACUAUCAAAUUUCCUGACAAACGGGUCAGCAGUUUAGUAACUACAACUACAACAACGAACAUAAAACACAUGCGGCAUGUUUUUAAACUCUACAGAAAGAAUUAGAGAUGGAGAAUGAGAUAAAAGACCUAACAAUAGAGAUAGAGAAGUUGACGAAACUUCUCGCCAUUCACCCAGAAAAGAGCAAGUCGACGACGUCAGACCCUCAAAAAACAAAGAGAACAUAUUCAAACCCAGUUUCAUUAACUAGAUCAGCCGCCAAGGAAGAAACUAGCCCGUCGAAAAAGGAAAUAACAACUGAUAACCGACCUCUUCUGCAAGAAACGAACAACCGAGAGGGAUCUCAGGAAACGCAGAAGCGCCCCAGGACAUCCCGAAAAGAAAAAGCAGGUCAGAUUGACCGUAUGAGAGAACAGAUUCUACGGAAAAUGCCAGCAAAUACCACACUGCCGAAGGAUGUAUCGCACGACCAAAAAGACUCUGUGGGUAAGGAACCCUGUGACAGCUAUGUCAUGGCAGCUGCCUCUGUAUCAAACGGUAAUGACAACGGGAAUCGGCGAAAUUCUGACCGUGCGUGUAAAAACAAAUGCAGGGUCUCUCUACAAAACAAGCAUCACCACCGCAAACGAGACAUCCUCAUAAAGGGAGCACCUAAGUCCAAUUCUUCGAUUGCAAAAGGUAGAAUCGAAAACAAUCUCAACCUCUUUCAAACAUAUUCAAAUGCCGUCCUUCAGGACGAAGAAUGUGCCACCGUGCACAAAGCUUUCCGUCUAGGAAACGCAGGAGCGUCGCGUGGAUUACCAAGGCCUCUUAAAAGCAUUCUUGCAAAUGAAGCCCCCGUUUCUCAUCUCCUAGAAUGGAGAGGGGCUCUUCGUCAUUCGCAUAAGCAGGUAUUUUUUCAGCCGGAUGAGGGAGAGCCGGAGAGAACUGAAAAGUAGGACAAAAUAUGGGGAGAAUGGGUUGAAAAUAAAGGUAGGCAAUAUAAUACAGAUCAAGCGAUUGCUCCUGUGGCUAACCCCCUUUGUAUUCAGGGCCGAUGUCCUCCGAGCAAACGGAAACUAAAUGUGUUGAAUUCGAAUUUGCUGAGCCUGUUUAUAGAGGGGGUUGCACUCAGGACUCUGAUCGACGAGCACAAGCCAGAUAGAAACAUGGCUUUCUGUAGCUAUUAGAGAACAUGAGGUAUCCCUCAGUGGCUACAAACUGUUAAGAAGAGACAUGAAAUGUCGAGGACGAGGGGUUGCUAUCUAUGUUAGCUAGAACCUGACCGUUGUCCCUGAGCAAAAUCGAACAACAACAGCGGAACAGGAAUUCAUAUCUUUUACUAUCUCCACUAAAUGCUCCAGGCUACUGGCGUUUGUAGUUGUAUAUCUCCCCCAAACCAGAUUUCCGAACACGAUAGCCUUCUCCUUAGUAACUGAACAAAACUUGCUCGAACAGAGACGUCCUUAUUGUCGGAGACUUUAAUGCCCCUAAUAUCGACUGGCAAGCUUGGACGGUUUCGGGUUCAUCGAACACAUCCCGACAACAUUUGCUUGAAUCGUCAGCAUAAAGACUAAUUUUCCAGCAUACAGCUUUCGGAAGUCGUGUUAGGGAAGGGUAACGUUCAAAUCGCCUGGACCUGGUGCUCAUUUAAGAUGAUAAGACUGUGCUGGAUAUGCAAGAUCUCCCGCCAAUUUGUGCUAGUGAUCAUAUUGUGAUGCUCUUCGAGUAUUCCAUGUUCUCUUAACCUAAUUCACCGGAUCAAUUAAAAACAAAUAUCUGGAAGGGGGAUUUUUCCAGAAUGCGAACAUAUGUCUCAGCAAUAACGUGGACAGCCACAUUGCAGGGAACUGUUAACGACUACUUGAGCACGUUCAGCUCACUGGUCAAAAUAAUCGUUAAUCAAAAACUGUCCACUCUGACGAUCGAAAACAAUCAACCGUCCGCCGUGGAUAAGCCGGGAACUGCAAACCGCGUUUAAGAGGAGAAAUACAGUAUGGUGACGCUAUCGACAAACUGAGAGUCCUGAACACCUGAAGGAAUCUAAGCGACAGCGGAAUGUGUGUAAUCGCGAGGCUAAGAUGCUUCGAGUCAACUAUGAGCUGCGCAUAUUACAAAAUUCCUUGGAGCAUCCUAAAAUCUUCUUUGGUUUCUUACGUAAUGACCAGAGCAAUCGCGACCCGAUUCCAACGCUAAGAUCCCAAAACGGAGUAAUUGAGACAGAUGACCACCUGAAAGCAUCCGCCUUCCCCAAUUUCUUCCAGUUGGUAUUCACUAAUGACACAAAUCCUCCGCCUAUGCUUUAUGUUGACCAACGACAAAGUCCUUCCUGUCCUGAUUUGGAAGACAAUCUUUUCUUCUCACCCAUGUUGAUAAGGACCGAACUACGCCGACUGAAGCCUGCCAAAUCACCUGGUCCAGAUAGAAUUCAUGCACUUGUCCUCAGAUAAUUAGCUUAAGUACUGUGUGAGCCGGUUUCCAUGAAAUUCCAGAAGUCCGUGUAAGAAUGCGAACUGCCGCAGGAAUCCAAAACUGGCCAUAUUUCUCCAGUCUAUAAAGGAGGAUCCAGGCUGGAGCCCGAAAAUUACUCUCCUAUUAGUUUAACCUGCAUUCUGGAGCAGAGGGACCUGUUUAGUUCUGCUCAGCACGGAUUUCGUCGUGGUCACUCCUGUCUUACAAGAAGUCUUAACUUGCAGAAAAAAUGGUCAAGAGCCAUUGACCAGGGUAUUCUAGUGGACGUCAUCUUCUUUGACUUUAAGAAGGGUUUUAAUAGCGUUCCUCAAGGGCGACUCCUACAGAAGAUUUGGGAGUGUGGAAUACAGGGCCACAUUUUUAAGUGGAUUGAAAGUUUCCUGUCAUGUAGGUUCCAAAAAAUGACCGUUGGUACCACUUCAUCCAAUUGGGUGCCAGUAAAAAGCGGUGUUCCACAGUGCUCAGUCCUCUUCUUUAUCUAUAUAAAUUACUGUCCUGCAGACCUCGAAUGCGAUGAGAUCAUAGUUGCAGAUGAUAUAAUGAUCUGAAAAACCAUCAGCUGCGUUUACGACGCGCAAAAUCAACAGGAAGAUGUUUAUAAACGAUCUGCAUGGUCCAGCAAGUGGCUCCUGGCGUCUAACGUAUUCAAAUGUGUAGUCUUGCAAGUAGAAUCUGAUCGGAGGCGAUUCCAAAGCACCAGUACACUAUAAAUGGGGUUUGACUAAUUAAAUCGGACACGCACAAAGACCUUGGUGUCUGGACAUGCUCAAACUUGCUGCCCUCUCAGCAUUGCAAAAGAGUCGUCCAAGUGGCAACCAGCAUCAUGCACUGGAUUAGGCGUGCCUUCAAAAUCUUUCCUCCAGAUAUUCGGCACGUUCGUCAGACCGCAUUUGGAAUACGGAAUGCCGUCAUGAACGCCCUGGAUGAAGAAAGACAGUGGAGACACAUAACAUGUGCAACGACGGGCCACAAAACUGGUAGACGGUCUCAGAACUCUGUCAUACCCAGAAAGACUGAUCCAGUUUCAUUUGUUUCCCCUAUCCUAUAGACGAAUGAAGUCUGACCUGUUAUAGGCAUUCCGCAUUAUCCGCGGGCAUAAAUGUUCGUUCAAAACUAAGGACUUCUUUGAAUUCACUACCAUGAGUCACAUGUGCGCUCAUCAAUACAAAGUCAAGCGGGAGCGCACACGCCUAGACCAUCGGAAGUUUUCCUUCAACCAGCAUGUUGUUCAACCGUGGAACUGAAUCUCAAGUAAAUUAUUGACAACUGUUACAAUGGUUGUAUUCAAAAGGCAACUGGAUCGUUUGAUCUUUGACAGACGACGACUCUCACUAGAGGACUAACUUCGGACAACCACAAAUUUAUUUUUUGAUCUCAUACCUAUGUAACACAUUCCUGACUUUUAAUGAAAUGUUUUCUCACAAAAUAUACAAAUGACUGCACUUUAUGCUGAUUGUAUAUAACUGCACUUAAAAUUUCAUAUGUACAUUGAAGAGACCUCCUGCCGAACUCUUCGCUCUUCCGCACUACAAAAAUGUUUUCAGUAAACAAAUAUGUUACUAACAACUAUUAAGUAAGGUGUACAUUUAAUAUUUAUAUUGUGUGUACCGUUAUCGAUAUGGUCAUCAUGGGCAUUAUCUAUUACCCUAAAAUACACUAUUAUAAAAAGUCUUAGCUGCACCCACUUCUCAAAGCCAACACCGGACCGUCCCCAACGUGUCCACGGUGUCAGCUGACAUUCCGGACGCAAACUGGAGUUGUUGGACAUUUUCGAACCAAACGCAGCACCGUCAUCUCUUCGUCUCGCCUUGUCCUCGCCUUCCACGCAGACGACUAACUCUGACCGUCCUCCUGAACCAUCACUGCCAUCCUCAUCCUCCUUCUCAAAUGCCUCAACGCCCGCCGUUAUGGCGUCUGCCUCCCACCUCAACAUGACACACAGUCCUGACACAACAAAAAACACCAACAUCCCCACCGACGACACCAAUGGUGGGGACCAAGUCUAUGCCUGUCCUUAA